This is a messenger RNA of Pieris napi, 4510 nucleotides long. Its product is annotated as probable ATP-dependent RNA helicase pitchoune. The transcript has 9 exons. Gene Ontology annotation, cellular component: nucleolus. Gene Ontology annotation, biological process: maturation of LSU-rRNA from tricistronic rRNA transcript (SSU-rRNA, 5.8S rRNA, LSU-rRNA). Gene Ontology annotation, molecular function: RNA helicase activity; nucleic acid binding; ATP binding. The record is from RefSeq and is a predicted model, not a curated record. Bases 193 to 4446 code for a protein of 1417 amino acids. Lineage: Eukaryota; Metazoa; Arthropoda; Insecta; Lepidoptera; Pieridae.
CAUGGGCGAAAAAAUUAAAAAUUAUACAUACAUGAUACAUUGUUUUUGUUUAUUAAUUAUUCAAGAAAUUCAAUAAAGUGAUCCAAUUGUAGAUUUUUAAUGUUUAAAUUAAGUAUUAUUUAGCAUUGCUUAUAUAGGCAGAUUUAUGUAAUAAAUAUUGUAUUUCUUGGUAAACAUAACCUUGGCUCCGUAAUGAGUGAACCAAACAAAAAUACAAAGUUUAAAGAAUUAAAUCUAACCAAAGAAACAUAUAAAGCUAUUAAAAAUGUAGGUUUUAAAUAUGUGACAGAAAUUCAAGCUGAAGUUUUACCCAAAGCAUUAGAUGGAACUGAUAUUGUAGCAACUGCGAAAACUGGUUCUGGGAAAACUCUAUCAUUCCUAAUUCCUGCUGUGGAAUUAGUAUCCAAGCUUUUAAAUGAAGCACCAUCAACCUACUGUAUUAUUGUAUCACCUACUAGAGAAUUGGCAACACAAACAUAUAAUGUUUUACAAGAUCUUAUCUGUUUUCAUGAAGGAAUUACUUCUGCCUUAAUAAUAGGUGGAGAAAAUAGAAAAGCACAGAGCAUACUUUUAGCUGACAAUGUACAUAUAGUAGUAGCUACACCGGGUAGACUCUUUGAUCACAUGAGAACAAAAGAAUUUGAUUAUAAAAAUGUCUCCUGUCUUAUAUUAGAUGAGGCAGAUAAGAUAUUUCAAUAUGGCUUUGAAGAGGAUUUAAAACAAAUUAUUAAUAGACUCCCGAAGAAUAGACAAACUAUGCUAUUCAGUGCUACUCUGUCUGAUACAACUGAGGCCUUAAUUAAAUCUGCUAUGAAAGAAGAUUAUUACUCUAUUAACACAGAUGAAGACAAUGAUAGGGCUACAGUAGAAGGACUUAAACAAGGGUAUGCAAUAUGUGAAACAGAGUAUAGACUUUAUUGGUUACAUAAAUUGUUGAAGAAGACGCUAAAUCAAAAAAUAAUGGUGUUUUUUUCAAGCUGUAAAUCGGUUGUGUUUCAUCAUGACUUCUUGUCGAAAUAUUGCAACAUGUCCGUUCUUUGUAUACAUGGUAAAAUGAACCAAGCAGAUAGGACAAGUGUGAUCUCGGAGUUCUACUGUGCUGAUAAAAUGGCAUUAUUCUGCACAGAUUUGGCCGCCAGAGGUCUAGAUAUACCAGCUGUUGACUGGAUAGUCCAGUUUGAUCCUCCGGCUGAUACUAAUGAAUACAUUCACCGAGUGGGAAGGACAGCUAGAGGUUUAGGCGCUGAAGGCCGAGCCGUGUUAUUAUUGAGACCAGAGGAAAAAGAAUUCAUAGAAUAUCUCAAAGAAGCGAAAGUCUUUUUAGACAAAUACGAAACAUGGGACAAAUUUAGUAAUUUACAACCAAAGCUGAACGAAGCAUUACAAGAUCCAGAUUUUCACAAAAUGGCGGUGGAAGCAUUUCAGGGGUACAUAAGGGCAUUUGAAGUGAAAAAGUUAAAACAUGUUUUUAACUUACUUAGUAUGGAUAUGGACGCAGUCGCCAGAUCUUUCGGUCUUAAGGAGAAACCAGACGUUGAUAUCCAACAAAAAACCAAGAAAAAUCAAGAUGUCAAGGAAAAACAAAAAACCACUGAAAAACGAAAAAACAAAAGAAGAAAACAAAACUCAAAACUCUUUAUUGCCACACUUAAUGUCAGAAGCCUAAAAUCAACAGAGCGACUUAUAGAGCUAGAACAAGCAGUAGAAAAAAUAAACUGGGAUAUAAUUGGAAUUUGCGAAACUAGAAGGGAAGAAGAAUACAUAAAGGAAAUUGAUAAUAGAUAUAUACACUUUAACAAGGGCUUGGGGAAGGGAAGGAAUGGAGUUGGGUUUAUAGUAAAAAUGGGACUAAAAAACAAAGUUAAGCAAUUUAUAGGCAUUUCCGAUAGAAUAGCUAUAUUAGUUAUAAAAUUACCAGGAUACAAAAAGGACUGGACAAUAGUCCAAAUAUACGCACCACAUGAACUAACAAACGAACAGGAUAAAAAUUUGUUCUACGAAACACUUACCUCUACAUUAGUAAAUAUUAAAUAUAGUAAUCUAAUAAUAAUGGGAGAUUUUAAUAGUCAACUCGGAAAAUACACUGAAAAAGAAAAAGGAAUCAUGGGCCCACAUAGCUUUGGUAAAAGGAAUGAGAAUGGAAAUAGAUUAAUAAACUUUGCAUUUGAAUUUAAUCUAACUAUUACAAACACUUUAUUUAAAAAAAACAAAAACAGAAAAUGGACUUGGGUAUCUCCUGAUGCUAAAACCUAUAACGAAAUAGAUUUCAUUCUUACAAACAAACCACGUGUAUUUAAAAAUGUACAUGUAAUAAAUACCUUUAAUUUUAAUUCAGAUCAUCGAAUUCUAAGAGGGAUUAUAAAAUCAACGAAAAAAAGACAUUUCAUAAAAUUAAGAAACUGGGAGAUACCACUCUCCAUUCCUGAAAAUGUAUUAGAAGAUUUUGGGGAGAAAUUAAAAACGGAAAUAGAAAACAAUGAAAAUGAAGAUAUACAAAGUAAAUACAAUAUAUUAGAAAAACACCUAGUAGAAUUACAGGAUAACUUAAAAUACCAUAAACAAAGAAGAAAUCUUGGUAACGAAACGAUAAAGCUAUUGAAUAUAAGGAAAGGGCUAUUAUUAGAUCGCAAAAAUUACAAUAAAGAAAUACAAGACAUAAGUAAAAAAAUAAGUGAAAGCAUUAGAAAACAUAAAAAAAAGAUUAGUUCGGUUAUUAUAAUAGAACACAUAGAAAGAACAGGAAGUGUGAAAAACGCACAGAAAACUUUGAAACUUGAAAAAAAAUGGAUCCCUAAAUUAAAAAACAUAAAGACUGGAAAGUACAAUACGGUAAGAAGGAACAUAAUAGAGACCGCAACGGAUUUUUUUAAAAACUUGUAUCAAGAUCAAGAAACAGAAACAAUAUACUACCAAAAUGAAACCAAACGGGAAGAAGAACAAAUACCCCUAAUACUACCAAGUGAAGUGGAGAAAGCUAUAAAAACACAAAAAGACUCUAAUGCAUCAGAGGAAGGUAACAUAGAUAACAAAGUAAUUAAGGGAACUAUGCCAAAAAUAUUACCAAUAAUAACAAAAAUAUAUAACGAAAUUAUAGAGACAGAACAAAUACCACAACAAUGGACAAAGAGUACUAUUACGCUGAGACAUAAAAAAGGAGAUACACAUUUAAUCGAAAACUACAGGCCAAUCAACCAAAUGCCAAACUUAUAUAAAAUAUUUUCAAAAAUUAUUCUGAGUAGAAUCACACAUAAAUUAAAUGAAUCACAACCAAGAGAACAAGCUGGAUUUCGAAAAAACUUCUCAUCAUUAGACCACAUACAUGUAAUAAAACAACUUGUUGAAAAAUGUAUCGAAUACAACCAACCAUAUUAUAUAGGUUUCGUAGACUACAUGAAAGCAUUGGACUCGAUCAAACAUGAAUAUCUCUGGAUUGCACUGAAAGAACAGGGAAUCAAUAACAAAUAUAUAAAUAUUAUUAAACAAAUCUACAAAAAUAUUACUGCAAAAGUAAAACUGGAAAGAGUAGGGGAAGAAUUCCAAGUAAAUAAAGGUGUGAGACAAGGAGAUCCACUAUCACCGAAACUAUUUUCCGCAGUGUUGGAACAAAUCUUCCGUAAAUUAGAUUGGGACACGCAAGGCAUGAACAUCAAUGGGCGACGUCUACAUCACCUAAGAUUUUCGGCUAACCUAAUCAUAACAGCUGAAGAUCCGAUAACAUUACAAAAAAUGUUUCAAGAUUUAGCCCAAGAAAGUGCAGUGGUGGGCUUAAAAAUAGACACAAAUGAAACUAAAAUAAUAAGUAACAGGGCGCAUGAAAAGAUAGAAGUAGAUCAAAAAGUAAUCGAAUACGUAACUGAAUAUACAUAUCUAGGACAAAUUAUAUCCCCCAAGAACAUGACGGAUAAAGAAGUAGAACAAAGAGUAGCAAGUACAUGGAAAAGAUACUGGUCCCUAAAAGGUAUUAUGAAAAAUGACGAAAUACCUCAGAGACUUAGAAUCAAAGUUUUUGAUAUAUGCAUUAAACCUUGCCUGACUUACGGAUGCCAAACAUGGUCAAUAGCACAAAAAAAUAUACAAAAAUUGAGAGUGUGCCAGCAAGGGAUUGAACGAAGCAUGUUAAAAAUCAAAAGACGGGAAAGAGUAAGUCUAGUGAAAAUAAGAAAUAGGCCGACACUAGAAAAUAUAGAAUACAGUGUGAAACAAUUAAAAUGGCGAUGGGCAGGCCAUACGCUAAGAGAUAAUACAGGUAAAUGGACCAAAGAUAUUAUAGAAUGGUAUCCAAGACAAGGCAAAAGAAACCGAGGAAGACCAUUGAUCCGAUGGGAAGACGAUCUUAAAAAAGUAGCAGGCCCACUAUGGAGAAGAACUGCCCGAGACGUAUUACUAUGGAAUAAUCUGGAGGAGGCCUAUGGCGGAAGACAAGCAAACACCGAGAAGAUUGAGUAGUUUUUUUUUUUUUAAAGACAAUUCACACCAAUUGACCUAGUCCCAUGCUAAGCUGGUGAAGCUU